AUGGUGCUGGCAGGUGCACAGCAACCAGGCUCCGAGACUAAACAAAGCAAGUUCCGACGUACAACUCCAGCACACACGAGAGCUUCGACUGAGAACCCUUUCCCAACCUUUUCCCUGGCCAUUACACAUACCCGUAACCAACAAGCAAGGCAAGUAACCAUGGUGUUUCUCAACUUACUGACAUUUGGGUUAUGGGGAAAGCUCGGAAGGUUAACUCACUACGCAUUUGAUGCUGUUCUCAUCUCCACCAUUCUGGCUGGCAUGAAACGAUCCACCGGCUUAACGCCCAGUUUCAAGAAAGAAUCCAUCUCUGAGAACAAAGAUGUCAAUGUGUGGAUUGGAAAAUAUCUGGACGUCGGCGAGUGGGUGAUGGACACUUCGGUUGCAUUAGCUGGGUCGAGCGGAUUUUUCGAAAGGAAACGAUAA
Glarea lozoyensis ATCC 20868 is the source of this 426-nucleotide messenger RNA. Its product is annotated as duf1748 containing protein. Gene Ontology annotation, cellular component: cytoplasm. The record is from RefSeq and is a predicted model, not a curated record. The coding region runs from base 1 to 426 and encodes 141 amino acids. Lineage: Eukaryota; Fungi; Ascomycota; Leotiomycetes; Helotiales; Helotiaceae. The transcript is spliced from 4 exons.